Molecule: messenger RNA, 1058 nt
Organism: Micropterus salmoides (largemouth bass)
Lineage: Eukaryota; Metazoa; Chordata; Actinopteri; Centrarchiformes; Centrarchidae
Gene: ifi30a
Product: IFI30 lysosomal thiol reductase
Exons: 7
Coding region: 106-876 (256 amino acids)
Cellular component (GO): lysosome
Molecular function (GO): oxidoreductase activity, acting on a sulfur group of donors, disulfide as acceptor
Source: RefSeq, a predicted model, not a curated record
UAAAGUUGCAGUGGACAACCGUCCGUAGGUCAGCGUUGUGUGGUUGUUGCUGCUACUCACUAACUUUGUUUUCGAGUGUCAAACAAAACCGCACUGCAACUGAAGAUGAAGGUCCCCCUGCUGCUGAUUCUGACCGUGUGGUUGAACACUCAGUACGGCUGCUGCGCUCUCUCUACAUGCUCCCAUCCUCCGUCACAGUGGUGCUCCUCUCUGGACUCAGCGAUCCAGUGCGGGGUUUUGAAGCAGUGCCUUGAAUCUAACUUCACGCGGUCCCGCCAGACUGUAGAUGCAGUCGACGUGGGGCUUUACUAUGAGAGUCUCUGUCCUGGCUGCAGAUUGUUUCUCAGUAACAUGCUCUUCCCUACCUGGGUCUUGCUGAAUGACAUCAUGACUGUCACUCUGGUGCCAUAUGGCAAUGCGCAGGAGAAACCUGCCGAAAAGAAAUAUACUUACGAGUGCCAGCAUGGAGAGCAGGAGUGCCUGGGCAACAUGAUUGAGACCUGUUUACUGAACAUGACCAAGAUGGCUUUCCCGAUCAUCUUCUGUAUGGAAUCCUCCGGUGAUGUCAUCAAGGAAGCCAAGACCUGUGUGGAACUCUACGGCGAACCUGACUUGACCUGGGGCAGCAUCAUGAGCUGUGUAAAUGGCGACCUGGGAAACCAGCUGAUGCAUCAGAAUGCCUUGAAAACCAACGCCCUGAAACCUUCACACCAAUAUGUGCCCUGGGUGACCAUUAAUGGGGAGCACACAGAAGACCUGCAGAACAAGGCCAUGUCUUCUCUCUUCAGUCUGGUCUGCAGUAUGUACAAGGGCCCCAAGACUGAGGCCUGUGGAGGGGGCCAGAGACACUAUAAAAGCUACUGCCACAAUGAUUGAAGGAGCAGCGCUGCAUGUUCUUGCUCGGUUCGAGGUGUGGCCACUAAAUAAGGAACACUGAGGAAUGCCGUCCAAUAUUAUUUUUUUUUUAAUGUGAUUUUAUUAUCUGUUUCUAUAAAGGGAAAAAUUGAUUGCCUCACUUUAUAAUGCGCAGAAUAUAAAUACAAUUUACUUUCCAAAAA